Messenger RNA from Chaetura pelagica (chimney swift), 792 nucleotides. It is a transcript of the gene POU2AF1, whose product is annotated as POU class 2 associating factor 1. The record is from RefSeq and is a predicted model, not a curated record. Gene Ontology annotation, molecular function: transcription coactivator activity; DNA binding; POU domain binding. Gene Ontology annotation, biological process: positive regulation of transcription by RNA polymerase II. The coding region runs from base 1 to 792 and encodes 263 amino acids. Gene Ontology annotation, cellular component: RNA polymerase II transcription regulator complex. The transcript is spliced from 4 exons. Lineage: Eukaryota; Metazoa; Chordata; Aves; Apodiformes; Apodidae.
AUGUCACCUUCCUUUAUUAUUAUGCUUUUUUCCUCAGCUUCUGCUCCAGAGCAGCAGCCACAGCCUCGCCCCUACCAAGGUGUCCGUGUCAAAGAGCCAGUGAAGGAGCUGUUGAAAAGGAAACGGGGAAAUCUUCAUAAUGCCACUGCAACUGCAGCUGCCACGGUUGUUUUGCCCCACCAGCCGCUUCCUUCCUACUCACCAAUGGGCCAGCCUUGCAUUGAGAUGGACGUGGCUGCCCCUGCAGUGCCUCUCACUGAUGAAGGAGCUCUCUGUUCUGGCUGGAUCUCCCAGCCCUCUCCCACAUCCUUACAGCCCUUGACUCAGUGGACCACCUACCCUGAUUACGUGUCCCACGAAGCAGUCAGCUGCCCAUACACAGCAGAUAUGUAUGUUCAGCCCGUGUGUCCCAGUUACACACUGGUUGGACCAUCAUCUGUUCUGACUUACACCUCUCAGCCACUGAUCACCAACUUUGCACCCCGGAGCACCCCCCCCCCUGUGGUGCCUGCGCUGGAGGGGCCGGAGCAGCAGCCACCCCUCACGUACUUCCCGUGGGGACAGCCCCUCUCUGCACUGCCAGCCCCCACUCUGCAGUACCAGCCAGCUUCUUCCACGCUUUCUGGGCCCCAGUUUGUGCCCCUGCCCAUCUCCAUUCCUGAGCCAGCCCCCCAGGAGCUGGAGGAUGCCCGACGCGUGAUCGGCGCCCUGCCCAUCGAGAAGCUGCUCCUAGAAGAUGAAGACAAUGAUACGUAUGUUUUAAACCAUGCUCUCUCUGUUGAAGGGCUCUAA